This is a messenger RNA of Pteropus alecto (black flying fox), 3096 nucleotides long. It is a transcript of the gene CDC23, whose product is annotated as cell division cycle 23. The transcript is spliced from 16 exons. NCBI's taxonomy places the organism in Eukaryota, Metazoa, Chordata, Mammalia, Chiroptera, Pteropodidae. Gene Ontology annotation, cellular component: anaphase-promoting complex. Gene Ontology annotation, molecular function: protein binding. Gene Ontology annotation, biological process: cell division. Bases 43 to 1836 code for a protein of 597 amino acids. The record is from RefSeq and is a predicted model, not a curated record.
GUAUUAUCGCUGGUGAUUGGCUGAAGUGGCCGAGAUGCAAAAAUGGCUGCGAGUCCCUCUGUAGUCCCUGUGGCUCUGACAACUCCGGUUGUACCUGUCUUGACAGCGAGCGGCGAUUUCUCAAAUUUGCGGGAAAUUAAAAAGCAACUGCUACUUAUCGCCGGCCUUACCCGGGAGCGGGGCCUACUGCACAGUAGCAAGUGGUCCGCGGAGUUGGCCUUCUCCCUCCCGGCAUUGCCUCUCGCCGAGCUGCAGCCUCCUCCGCCUAUUACAGAGGAGGAUGCCCAGGACAUGGAUGCUUACACCCUGGCCAAAGCCUACUUUGAUGUUAAAGAGUAUGAUCGGGCAGCGCAUUUCCUGCAUGGCUGCAAUAGCAAGAAAGCUUAUUUCCUGUACAUGUAUUCUAGAUAUCUGUCUGGAGAAAAGAAGAAGGAUGAUGAAACAGUUGAUAGCCUAGGACCUCUGGAAAAAGGACAAGUAAAAAAUGAGGCUCUUAGAGAAUUGAGAGUGGAGCUCAGCAAAAAACACCAGGCUCGGGAACUUGAUGGAUUUGGUCUUUAUUUGUAUGGUGUUGUGCUUCGAAAACUGGACUUGGUGAAAGAGGCCAUUGAUGUAUUUGUGGAGGCUACUCAUGUUUUGCCUUUGCAUUGGGGAGCCUGGCUAGAACUCUGUAACUUGAUUACAGACAAAGAGAUGCUGAAGUUCCUGUCUUUGCCAGACACCUGGAUGAAAGAGUUUUUUCUGGCUCAUAUAUACACAGAGUUGCAGUUGAUAGAGGAGGCCCUGCAAAAGUAUCAGAAUCUUAUUGAUGUGGGCUUCUCUAAGAGCUCAUAUAUUGUUUCCCAAAUUGCAGUUGCCUAUCACAAUAUCAGAGAUAUCGACAAAGCCCUCUCUAUUUUUAAUGAGCUAAGGAAACAAGACCCUUACAGGAUUGAAAAUAUGGACACAUUCUCCAACCUUCUUUAUGUCAGGAGCAUGAAAUCUGAGUUGAGUUAUCUGGCUCACAACCUCUGUGAGAUUGAUAAAUAUCGUGUAGAAACAUGCUGUGUAAUUGGCAAUUAUUAUAGUUUGCGUUCUCAGCACGAGAAAGCAGCCUUAUAUUUCCAGAGAGCCUUGAAAUUGAAUCCUCGGUAUCUUGGGGCCUGGACACUGAUGGGACAUGAGUACAUGGAAAUGAAAAACACAUCUGCUGCUAUUCAGGCUUAUAGACAUGCCAUUGAGGUCAAUAAGCGAGACUACAGAGCCUGGUAUGGCCUUGGGCAGACCUAUGAAAUCCUUAAGAUGCCAUUUUAUUGCCUUUAUUAUUAUAGACGGGCCCACCAACUUCGGCCCAAUGAUUCUCGUAUGCUGGUUGCUUUAGGAGAAUGUUAUGAGAAACUCAAUCAACUAGUGGAAGCCAAAAAGUGUUAUUGGAGAGCUUACGCCGUGGGAGAUGUGGAGAAAAUGGCUCUGGUGAAACUGGCAAAGCUUCAUGAACAGUUGACUGAGUCAGAACAGGCUGCCCAAUGUUACAUCAAAUAUAUCCAAGAUAUCUAUUCCUGUGGGGUAUGUGUCAUGAGCAUGAGAACUGGNNNNGCUUUUCGCUAUCUGGCCCAGUACUAUUUUAAGUGCAAGCUGUGGGAUGAAGCUUCAACUUGUGCCCAAAAGUGUUGUGCAUUCAAUGAUACCCGGGAAGAAGGUAAGGCCUUGCUCCGGCAAAUCCUGCAGCUUCGGAACCAAGGGGAGACUCCUUCCACUGAGAUGCCUGCUCCUUUUUUCCUCCCUGCUUCACUGUCUGCUAACAACACUCCCACACGCAGAGUUUCUCCACUCAACCUCUCUUCAGUCACACCAUAGUGGCUACUUUCAAGCUAGCACAUUUCCAGACCCAUAUUAAGCCUUACCUCCAAGUAAAAAACAGCCAUGUCUGUUCUUCCAAGGACUUUAGCUCUUUUUGUUUGUAUAGAUGGAAAACAGUUCCUUGGGGGAGUUUAUAGAAUCACCUUAAGAGCAGACUGACAGAAGAAUCCUGGCAGGAAUAGUCUUUUGUCAGUUAGAAGCACUUCUAUCGUCCUUCUGUUCACGGUGGCUACAGAUCUUGGACUCAUUCCCAGACACCCCACCCACCCCACUGCAAAACAUCUCUUUAAUAGCACUUUAGCAAAGGCAAAGCUACAGGAACAAAGUUUUAAUGCUGCUAGGAGUGGAAUCAGAUUUCUUUAGAGGGGCAAGGAAAGGAGAAAAGUCUGCCACUCUACUGUCUGUGGCAGUAGGGGCACUAGAUAGACACGAUCUUGUCAUGCUUGGAUUUGCUGAGCGUGACUAUUUUGAUGUCAGAGAUUGGGUUUAAAUGGAGUGAAGCUAUACAUUUGUUCUUACUCUAGGGAGACAUUCUUCCAAAACAUGGUUUUGAAGUCUCCUGGAAGCUUUCAAAUUGGAAGUGAACUUCCUAGAGUUGAAUAAUAGAAGGCAAAAGAUGUCUACAGCUAUCUAUACCUCUACUAAAGCAAAGCAAAGAGACAGGAUUAUAGAUAAUUUCAUGGAUAUGUGGGAAUGAUAACUUUUGUGAUUUUACAGAUAAGAAUAAACUCACUUCAAGCUGGUCUGUUUUUAACACUUUUGAUGUAAUUGUUUAAUUUUUUCCCUCUAUCUCACACAGAAUAUUUUUUCAGCCUUUAUCUGAUGAGAUAAGGUAAAGGGAAUCAUUCUUGGCUGUGCUGUUAGAGGGUUUCAAGCCUGUGCAUGUGUAUUCAGUAGGAGAUAAUAUGCUAUGUUUACUGUAAUGAAUUUGUACAGUAGAUGCUAUGGAUUAUUGAGUUCAGGGCCCAGCCUUUCUUUGUUUGUCUCCAGAAGUUUGUUUGUUACCCAUUCACCUCUUAAAGGAUGACACUUCAUUAUACAUUAAGGCAAGUUUAGAAUAUCUAAUGUCUUGAAUUCAUUUCUUACCAAGUUUUCUUAGGUUGCAGUACACUAGUUGCUCUCUACUGCCAUUCCUGUGCAGGGUUCCCAUGAGUCCGAAUGAUGUUUGAUUUUCAAUUUUUAUACUUUUUCUGCCCUUUUAUAAUUUGUUUUAAUGAUUUUGCUAAAUUUGGAAUUCAAAUAAAACCGUGAACAAUA